GAGGAGGCGGGUCUGGCCGGGGCAGAGCCGGGCCUUCGUCUCCUUCCCGAGCCCUUGUUUUGCAGGGGCGGAGGAGGAGGCACCAUGGCCGGCUUGGAGCUGCUCUACACCUCGGUGGCGCCCGAGCUGGGCUGCGCGCAGGACGCCUUGCUCUGCUUCGUGCAUUGGAAGCUGAUCACGCGCGACUAUCGCUGCCUCGGGCCCGGGGAUCAGCCAGGCGCCAACGAGAGGAAGUCGGAAAUGCUGCCCGCCGGCUGGAAUGCCGACAAGGAACUCUACACUCUGCGCUACCGGCUGAAGGACGAUUCUCACGACCUGCUGGUGAAAGCCAUUUUGAUGGACAACAGCAUCAUUCUCAACGUCAUGGAUCCCAAAACACAGAAAGUGGCGGAUCUCACCUUGAAAGUGACCGACUACAUUGACCCAGAACAUCUGGCCGAUUUUGACAGGGUGUAUCGGAACGUGGAGGAGUUGCAGACCCAGAUUGUGCAUCACAUAAUCUCCCCUUUUGAAACCUCGAAGCGGCAAAGCAACGCCAAGGAGGAAGAGCCAAAACGGGAGAGGAACCCCUCCCCACCCAAUCCUCCUGACCACGACCCUCUCUGGAUCCCACCUCGACAUCCUCAUGGCAGCCGGCAGCCCAACUGGCCAGAUCCACUCAGUCCGUUUGAUAUCGGCAGACAAGAUCUGGAUCCUUUGGGCGGCCGAGGCGGAGGAGGAAUGAUCUUUGAUCCGCUUCGGUCAGGAUUUCGGAAUCCUGUUCUGGACCCCUCUUCUGGGCUCCCCAGCAGACUCCCCCCUGGCUCCGUUCCUCCCGGGGCCAGGUUUGACCCGUUUGGACCCCCGGGGGCCGGCCGGAGUGGGCCUAAUCCUGACCAUCUUCGCCCUCCGGACUAUGACGACAUGUUCAUGUGACAACGGCAGAGAUUCAACAUCUCUUUCCCAGCAGAUUGACAUCUGACAUUUAUCCAGACGUGGGACAGAGUUGGCCUGUUAUGCAGUGGUUUUCUCUCCUGGCCCCCGGGUUUUAGUCCCCUUCCUAUAAACCCAAAGAGAAACAGCACAGU
Protobothrops mucrosquamatus (brown spotted pit viper) is the source of this 1067-nucleotide messenger RNA. It is a transcript of the gene PSMF1, whose product is annotated as proteasome inhibitor subunit 1. Gene Ontology annotation, biological process: proteasome-mediated ubiquitin-dependent protein catabolic process. Gene Ontology annotation, molecular function: endopeptidase inhibitor activity; proteasome binding. The coding region runs from base 85 to 915 and encodes 276 amino acids. The record is from RefSeq and is a predicted model, not a curated record. The transcript is spliced from 7 exons. Lineage: Eukaryota; Metazoa; Chordata; Lepidosauria; Squamata; Viperidae.